Aspergillus tanneri is the source of this 933-nucleotide messenger RNA. RefSeq lists its product as uncharacterized. The transcript is spliced from 2 exons. Bases 1 to 933 code for a protein of 310 amino acids. Lineage: Eukaryota; Fungi; Ascomycota; Eurotiomycetes; Eurotiales; Aspergillaceae. The record is from RefSeq and is a predicted model, not a curated record. Gene Ontology annotation, molecular function: protein dimerization activity.
AUGAGUCAUAUGGCACAGUCUAUGCGAUUGCAACAAUUCUCUGUCCAUCAAAGAAGACUUCGAUACUUUGAUAAUGCGGAUUGGAGAGGAAAAAAUGAGAAAGGAGAGGAAGUCGAUUUCAUGAAGCAUUACCGGGAGGUUUUACAGAAGGAGUUUAAGCGAUAUCAGCAGCAGGUUAUCCAGGAAACAGAACCGGUUGAUAACCAAGCAAUCUUUGAUCCUGCUGAAAAUGAGCUUGAGCUAUUAUGUGAAUCACAGACAGCUCUACAAGCUGAAGUGGAUCAACCGGAGGAUGAAAUAACACGGUAUUUGGCAAAAGGGCUCACAAAAGGUAAUCCUCGGGUCUUCUGGAAGGAGCAUGAGCACGAGUAUCCAGUCCUUGCAAAGAUUGCACGAGAUAUCCUCUCAGUUCCUGCAAGUGGCGCUGGUGUUGAGCGGCUUUUUAAUUGUGCUCGUGAUGUCUGUCACUAUCGUCGGGGACAGUUAAAGCCAGGCACAAUUAAAGAUCUAAUGCUCCAUCUCUUCUCAUCUAAGUUUGAUCUUGAACAAAGCGAGCUAGAGAUGAUUAAAGAGUAUCUCUCUGUCGGAGAGGCUGCUAUGCUUGAUCAGACAAGACAGCCUGUUCCAUCGCUUAAUGAACUCGAACCAAUUAGUGAUAAUGAAGAAGAGGGUUGCGAAGCAGAGGAUUUAUCUGAGGAUGAUACAGAUGAAUCUGAUAACGAGGCAGAAGAAGGGUUAUCUACCACGCAGCCUGUAGCUCAAACUAAGCAGGUACAACGGAAGCGGUGCCGAAGUAACACCUCUGAGGCUAUAGAUGAUGCUGAUAAUGGUCUCCCACUUCCCGAUAUGCCAAUUGAGAAGACGCAGGCGCGGUCAGGGAGGGUUCGGAAGAGGCCUAAGCUACCUGAGGGAUUUGAGAUUGAUAAGCUGUAA